AUGAUGAUCAAUACGUUUAUCAAAGGCGCCGUAUCGGAUCAGCGCCGGCGCCGAAAUGGGAGAUCAAAAGGCAUUAUUCAGCCACGGAAAAAGGGAAGUUACGGAAACCAUGGCAACCGCAGACACCACCUCAGCACCACCUCAGCACCACCUCAGCACCACCUCAGCACCACCUCAGCACCACCUCAGCACCACCUCAGCACCACCUCAGCACCACCUCAGCACCACCUCAGCACCACCUCAGCACCACCUCAGCACCACCGCGGUGGCUCUGAGGCCUUGGAAGAACUCGUGAAUGAGACGUGUUUGGAAAAGAGUGAGCAGGGGCAGGAGCAGGGGCAGGAGCAGGAGCAGGAGCAGGAGCAGGAGCAGGAGCAGGAGCAGGAGCAGGAGCAGGGGCAUGAGCAGGAGCAGGGGCAUGAGCAGGAGCAGGAGCAGGAGCAGGAGCAGGAGCAGGGGCAGGAGCAGGGCCAGGAGCAGGAGCAGGAGCAGGAGCAGGGGCAGGAGCAGGAGCAGGAGCAGGAGCAGGAGCAGGGGCAGGAGCAGGAGCAGGAGCAGGAGCAGGAGCAGGAGCAGGAGCAGGGGCAUGAGCAGGAGCAGGGGUAUGAGCAGGAGCAGGGGCAUGAGCAGGAGCAGGAGCAGGAGCAGGAGCAGGGGCAGGAGCAGGAGCAGGGGCAGGAGCAGGGCCAGGAGCAGGAGCAGGAGCAGGAGCAGGGGCAGGAGCAGGGGCAGGAGCAGGAGCAGGAGCAGGGGCAGGAGCAGGGGCAGGAGCAGGAGCAGGAGCAGGGGCAGGAGCAGGAGCAGGAGCAGGAGCAGGGGCAUGAGCAGGAGCAGGAGCAGGAGCAGGAGCAGGGGCAGGAGCAGGAGCAGGGGCAGGAGCAGGAGCAGGAGCAGGGGCAGGAGCAGGAGCAGGAGCAGGAGCAGGGGCAGGAGCAGGGGCAGGAGCAGGAGCAGGAGCAGGGGCAGGAGCAGGAGCAGGAGCAGGAGCAGGAGCAGGAGCAGGGGCAGGAGCAGGGGCAGGAGCAGGAGCAGAGGCAGGAGCAGGAGCAGGAGCAGGGGCAGGAGCAGGGGCAGGAGACGGAGCAGGAGCAGGGGCAGGAGCAGGGCCAGGAGCAGGAGCAGGAGCAGGAGCGCCUGUGUGGCCAGACCGCUGGGGGCCUUUGGAACGGUUAG
Messenger RNA from Knipowitschia caucasica, 1173 nucleotides. NCBI's taxonomy places the organism in Eukaryota, Metazoa, Chordata, Actinopteri, Gobiiformes, Gobiidae. The record is from the annotation of a GenBank genome assembly.